AUGCUGGGACUGCAAGGGGAGAGAAGUUGCGACUGGAAAAAUAGGAAGAAGCCAACUUGCAGUGGUAGCAACAGCGACAGCACUACCACAUCCUCCGCAUUCAACAAUCUUUCAAUGUCUCAACCUUGUCAACCGCGACAGCAUCAACACUAUCAGCACAGCCAUCAGCAACAGUCGCACCAGAAAGGCUCGCUCCAGUUGUGGCGAUUCCUGGUGACAAUGUUGGAUGAUCCAGGUAGUCAACACCUCAUCUGUUGGGCUGGACGCAAACUCGAGUUCAAGCUGAAUGAGCCUGAGGAGGUUGCGAGGUUGUGGGGUAUUCAGAAGAAUCGACCCACAAUGAAUUACGACAAGUUGAGUCGAUCGCUGCGCUACUACUACGAGAAGGGCAUAAUCAGCAAGGUGUCGGGUGAGCGCUAUGUCUACCGUUUCGCCUACGAGCCCGAAGUGCUAGCUAAACUUACGUUGGACGAGACCCUAUCAUCUGUCCUUCCAACCAAACGUGGUGAGAAUGGACAGUGCCCUUCACCUUCUUUUCAGAAUGUAGUUUUUCCGCCUCCUCCACCUUCGCCUCAUCACCACCCUCAUCAACUUUCAUCCUCAACCUGCCAAUCUGUCCCGCCGCCACCGUCGCAGAUACAGUCACAGACACAGCCGCCGCCACACCUUCAAAUUCCAGUGCAGGAGAUGAUCUAUCAAACCCAGUGGGAGGAGCAGGUUGUCUAUUGCAACAACUGCGACUAUGAGUGGAGUGGUGACUACGUUGCAACUGUUUCGUCGAGUUAUCCCACCACCGCCACUACCACCACAAGCGAGCAGUACGACUAUGCAUACGCAUACGAGCAGAACAAUCAGGUCUACUGUACUGACAUGGACGCUGAUAAUUAUGCCCUUUUCGAAUGUCCUGAGUACUUCUAA
This is a messenger RNA of Echinococcus granulosus, 918 nucleotides long. RefSeq names its product ETS domain-containing transcription factor PEA3. Gene Ontology annotation, cellular component: nucleus. Gene Ontology annotation, molecular function: sequence-specific DNA binding; DNA-binding transcription factor activity, RNA polymerase II-specific. The transcript has a single exon. Gene Ontology annotation, biological process: regulation of transcription by RNA polymerase II; cell differentiation. Bases 1 to 918 code for a protein of 305 amino acids. NCBI's taxonomy places the organism in Eukaryota, Metazoa, Platyhelminthes, Cestoda, Cyclophyllidea, Taeniidae. The record is from RefSeq and is a predicted model, not a curated record.